This is a messenger RNA of Diabrotica balteata, 1461 nucleotides long. The record is from the annotation of a GenBank genome assembly. Lineage: Eukaryota; Metazoa; Arthropoda; Insecta; Coleoptera; Chrysomelidae.
GACGUUUUAAUUAUUUUUUAACAUGAAUUCUACAGAAAUUCUAUUCGCCAGAAAAACCUUGAAAUCGUCGCAAACUUGGUCCGACAAAACUAAGACUGAUAUCCGGGAAAGGAAGAGAAACAUAUUAUAUUUAAUUCAUUGUUAUUUAGUGGAACAUAAACUGUGUGAUACUGCGGAAAAUUUAAUGAAAGAAGCUCAACUUUCUACAGAAUAUCAAGUGUGUGAAAAUGUAGAUUUGGAAAUAAUAUUACAAGAAUAUCAGAGUUAUUAUUUUACCAAGUUUCAGAAAUAUCCGAAAAUUGUGAAAAAAUUGGAAGAGUCGGUUGGAAGUGCAAAAGGUAAACCAAAAUCUAGUGCAAGAAUGAAGCAAACGCCACAAGCCGAAGAGAUUAAUAAAUCAGAGGUCUGUAAUUUUCCAAUCGUAAUAAAACCUUUAUUUGAACAAGUUAACGAUGAUGUCCAUUGUGAAGACAAAGAAACCUCAGACAUUUCCGAUUUUGAUACUAUUCCUGCCGAUAUGAAGAAUUUGGCCGACCAAAUAAAAAAAGAAUUCAUUUCAACCAACAUCGAAACUUCUUGGGACGACUGUAUAGGUCUUUCCAGCGUUGUGGAAAAACUAAAAGAAGCUAGCGUUUAUCCCUUGUUAUAUAAAGAUUUGUUUAAAAACGUUACAACAUGGAAAGGUGUUCUAUUGUUUGGCCCUCCCGGUAAUGGAAAAACGUUACUGGCAAAAGCGGUGGCUUCUGAAGGUACCACGUUUAUUAAUGUUACUAGUAGUACCUUCAUUAGCAAAUGGAGGGGAGAAUCGGAAAAGAUGUUGAAACUGCUGUUUCAGUUGGCUAGGAAAUUUGCCCCUACCACUAUUUUUGUAGACGAAGUUGAUGCGUUGGUUCAGCAGGAAUCUCACCACGAAGCUUCUAAAAGAUUCAAAAGCGAACUACUAACGCAAAUAGAUGGUGUUCAGAACUGUCCCUCAAAUGUUUUUGUACUUGGUAGCACUAAUUCUCCGUGGAAUCUAGAUCCUGCAUUAUUAAGACGCUUUGAAAAACGAAUAUUGGUACCACUGCCAGAUGAAACUUCAAGACAGAAACUUUUAAGAAAGUACUUAGGUCAUAAUGAUAUUCAAACGAAUGAGUUAGAGCAAUUGGCUAAGCUUACUGAAAAUUUUUCAGCUUGUGACAUUAAGUGUUUAUGUAAAGAAGUAACAAUGAGUGUUAUACGUGAAAAAAUAGAUGAAAUAAAUAAAAAGGGAAGUAAUAAAGUUCAAAUGGAUACAAGAACUAUUACCUUUAAAGAUGUUAUCGAUGCUUUAGAAAGGGUUUCCUCCAGUGCAAUGGGGAGUAAUAUUAAUAAAUAUUACGAGUGGAAUAAAAAAUACGGAUCUUGGUAAAUUUACUUAAAUAAAAAGUGUGAUUUUAUAUUUUUGUGUAAAAUAAAAGUGUUGGCAUUCAUUUCUUACUU